Hippopotamus amphibius kiboko is the source of this 2009-nucleotide messenger RNA. RefSeq names its product FEZ family zinc finger 2 (gene FEZF2). Bases 220 to 1605 code for a protein of 461 amino acids. Gene Ontology annotation, biological process: regulation of transcription by RNA polymerase II. The transcript is spliced from 6 exons. NCBI's taxonomy places the organism in Eukaryota, Metazoa, Chordata, Mammalia, Artiodactyla, Hippopotamidae. Gene Ontology annotation, molecular function: RNA polymerase II cis-regulatory region sequence-specific DNA binding; DNA-binding transcription factor activity, RNA polymerase II-specific. The record is from RefSeq and is a predicted model, not a curated record.
GAUUGGACCUUCUCAAUUAUACAAACAUGACUUCAUGUGAUGUCAGCUGAAUGUAAAAGACAGUGAUCUCACGCGGAGGGGAAGAUGUUUGCCAUCAAAAUGUGACAGAGGAGACAGGCUGCAUGGCUCGGAACGCAUCUCCUUGGCGGUGGGGGAAAGAGACUUAGAGGAGAGAGGCUGCGCCCUGGCCCAGUCCGCUACGGCUCGGCUCAGCGCGCCAUGGCAAGCUCGGCUUCCCUGGAGACCAUGGUGCCCCCGGCCUGCCCGCGCGCGGGAGCGUCGCCGGCCACUUCCAAGACGCUGGCCUUCUCCAUCGAGCGCAUCAUGGCUAAGACGUCGGAGCCCCGUGCGCCCUUUGAGCCCCGGCCGGGGGCACUGGAGGCGGACGGCGGCCAGGGCAAGAAAUUGCUCAACCUCUGCUCGCCGCUGCCCUGUAUGAUCCCCCUCCAGCCCCUAGGCUACGAGGUGCCGUCCAAGACGCUGCUCAGUUACUCUGAGCUCUGGAAAAGCAGCCUCCGGGCGGGUGGCGGCGGUGGUGGAGGAGGAGGAGGCGGCGGCGGCGGCGGCGGCGGGGGGGCCCCGGUGUGCGGCGCCAGCGGCUUGUGCAAAACCAACUGUGGCGUGUGCUGCAAGGCCGAGCUGGGCCUGGCGCCGUCUGCGCUACCCGCGGGCAGGGUCAUCAAGCCGCAGGUCAUCAACCAGGCGGUGGGGCUCCCGGCCAGCGGCUCGCUCUACUACUUCAACUACCUGGACUCUGCCGCGUACCCGCCGUCUGAGCUCCUCGGCGGCCACCUCUUCCCGUCCGGCCUCCUCAACGCACAGGCCCCCGCUGCCCUGGCUGCGCACCCCAAGCUCUUUCUGCUGGAGAAUGCCAAGUUGGCCGGCCUGGCCGCGGACAAGUUUCCCCAUCCAGCCCCCUAUACCCAUAAGGAGCGCUUGCCUGCGCCGCUGGAGCAGGUGCUGAAGGAGAACUCAGCCCUGACCGCCGAACGCGGCGGUGUCAAGGGCCACAGCAAGCUGCCCGGGGGCUCGGCGGACGGCAAGCCCAAAAACUUCACCUGCGAGGUGUGCGGCAAGGUAUUUAACGCUCACUAUAACCUCACCCGCCACAUGCCGGUCCACACCGGAGCCAGACCGUUCGUGUGCAAAGUCUGCGGCAAAGGCUUCCGCCAGGCCAGCACGCUCUGCAGACACAAAAUUAUCCAUACCCAGGAAAAGCCGCACAAAUGCAACCAGUGCGGCAAAGCCUUCAACCGCAGCUCCACGCUCAACACACACAUUCGCAUCCAUGCGGGCUACAAGCCCUUCGUCUGUGAAUUUUGCGGCAAAGGCUUUCACCAAAAAGGGAACUACAAGAACCACAAGCUGACCCACAGCGGCGAGAAGCAGUACAAAUGCACCAUCUGCAACAAGGCCUUCCACCAGGUCUACAACCUGACCUUCCACAUGCACACCCACAACGACAAGAAGCCUUUCACGUGCGCCACUUGCGGCAAAGGGUUUUGCAGAAACUUUGACUUAAAGAAACACGUGCGCAAACUCCACGACAGCGUGGGCCCCGCCGCGCCCUCCACAAAGGACCUGACUCGGACAGUGCAGAGCUGAGAGCUACUGCCUCGCCCUCCCUUCCAGCCCUAUCCAACCCCCAAACAGAUCACACGUAUAAACUUAUUUCUAAAAUUAAAAGAAAGGAGGAAAAAAAAAAAAGCUAUAGCAGAAAGGCUAAAAUCUAUUUAUCGAAACCAGCAUAUUUUUGGAAAGCUAAACGUUUCCUCGAUGACUGGCAGCAAACGCCUGGCUCCCACCUUUGUAUAUUCGGGAAACUUAUUUAAACCCAGUGCGCCGAAACGUAUUUAAUUCCAGGCCUCGGCUUCUCCUCGGGCGGCGGGUUUUAACCCCAGCCUGUCACGUGAACCUCCCGGAAGAGCGCGGCGCCCCCAGCCAUCUUUAUACAGCCAUGUAAAUUCUCCUGUACACAUGAACACGGAAUAUAUACAUAUAUAACUCAA